UAGGAGACACAUCUCCCCUAGAAAGUCCUACGUGUGGGCGUCAUCAACUGUGAUUGGCCCUGUCGACGCUCGUGCGUACUACUAGACCCUCGGUCCGUACCUUUUCAUCAGCUCGAGUAGUCUUGGGCUUCGCGGCUCGAUGCACGCCGCGAAAGCAUAAAUACACACAGAACGAUGCUUCAUGCCGUGGUUCUCAGCUCUCCCGAGUCCCAGAUACAUCUAAGAUGGUCACUGCCUUCCUGCUCCUGAGCGUACUGCCGCUUGCAUUCGCCGCACCCGCCGCGGAGUCCGCCUCAGCGUUCGCGGGGUCGACCAUGUCCGCUGUGUACCCUCCUCCUGGGGCAACAGUCACCACGGAUGAGUCGUACUUCCCGGACGCUGAGCAAGUCGGCUAUCCCGGACCUACUCCAACUGGUGCCGAGGCCGAGGCCAUUGCCACUGCACCCGUGGCCGCGCUGAACACGAACGCAUACCCGCUUGUAGCACCGCAGACUCCGUACAGUGGUACAGGUACCCCGUUCCAGGUCAUUCGGUCCUGGGGUAACCUCAGUCCCUGGUUCUCGGUCGGGAGCGAUGCCUUUGGCCUCCCCACUGCCGAUCCUCAGAUCCCAUCAGGAUGCGAGCUCGAACAAGUUCACCUGUUGCAUAGGCACGGUGCUCGGUAUCCAACCUCAGGCUCUGCCCCGGCCUCGUUUGCGGCGACUGUUCAGAGUGCAGCAUCGGGCUCUGGUUUCUCCGCGACUGGUCCCUUGGAGUUCUUGAAUACUUGGACGUACAAGCUCGGAGCCGAGAUCCUAACACCUUUCGGUCGUCAGCAACCAUUUGAUCUCGGCGUUGGUUUCAGGGUCAAGUAUGGUCAGUUGCUGACGGAAUUCAAGGACCUGCCUGUCUUCCGUACGACUUCAGAGAACAGGAUGGUCGAGAGCGCUAUCCACUUCGCUGCCGGCUUCUUUGGCGUUCCGGACUAUCAGACUUCUUACCACCAAGAGAUCAUCAUCGAGUCGUCUGGCUUCAACAACACGCUCGCUCCUUGGAACGCCUGCCCCAACUCGAACGACGCUGUUGCAGGAGACCUCGGCGGCUACGCAUCCGGCAACUGGACGCAAGUCUACCUCAACGCGACGACUUCCAGACUCCAGCAAUACAUCACGGGGUUGAACCUCACGACCAGCGAUGUGUACGCGAUGCAGCAACUAUGCGCCUAUGAGACCGUAGCCCUUGGCUAUUCGCAGUUUUGCGGUCUCUUCACCGACGAAGAGUGGCGAGGCUUUGACUACUCUAUUGACCUUUCGUUCUGGUAUGGCGACGGCCCCGGAAAUCCCGCCGCGGCAGCCCAAGGUAUCGGUUACGUCCAGGAGCUCGUCGCACGCUUGACGAAGACGCCUCUGACAACCUUCGACACGUCUACGAACGGUACCCUCGACGGCAGCAACAUAACUUUCCCGUUGACCCAACCCAUAUAUGUGGACGCCAGUCAUGACACGGUGAUUGCAAGUAUCAUCACUGCAUUGAACUUCACGACUCUGGCUGCCAAUGGCCCUCUCCCGAUUGAUCGCAUCCCUGCGUACCAAACCUACCACGUCCACGACAUCGCACCUUUCACGUCGAACCUCGUUGCGCAGGUGGUAUCCUGCCCGGCCUCCGUCAGCCCGACUGCGGAGACAGGCUCUGCUAAGAAGUCUGCGUCCUAUAUCCGCUUCCUGCUGAACGACGGCGUCGUGCCACUCACCGGUAUCUCUCACUGCGAGACACCUGACUCGAAUGGCCUAUGCCUACUCGAUAACUUCAUCGAGGGCAUGCUGGAGCGCAUCGAAGAGGUCAAUUUCGUGUACGAUUGCUACGCGAACUACACCCCACCGGCGCUGAGCGCGGACACGAUCAUUGACGGCCGAAUGCUGAAGUGAAAAGGAGGGGAGCGGAAUAGCAUGAUGGAUUGAGAUGCUAGUAUUAUAGAGACGAAGCGCAUGAAAUGAACUCUAUGGGCCUGCGAUCCACUCUGCGUGAAUGCAAUUGAAGAGAGUUUCUGACUCGAGGGAUGGCGCAUGCGUUGUG
Messenger RNA from Rhodofomes roseus, 2052 nucleotides. RefSeq names its product histidine phosphatase superfamily. NCBI's taxonomy places the organism in Eukaryota, Fungi, Basidiomycota, Agaricomycetes, Polyporales, Fomitopsidaceae. Bases 225 to 1904 code for a protein of 559 amino acids. The record is from RefSeq and is a predicted model, not a curated record. Gene Ontology annotation, molecular function: acid phosphatase activity. The transcript has 9 exons.